This is a messenger RNA of Helianthus annuus (common sunflower), 1269 nucleotides long. RefSeq lists its product as uncharacterized. The record is from RefSeq and is a predicted model, not a curated record. The transcript is spliced from 5 exons. Bases 1 to 1269 code for a protein of 422 amino acids. Lineage: Eukaryota; Viridiplantae; Streptophyta; Magnoliopsida; Asterales; Asteraceae.
AUGUUUCAUGAAGCCUUUGAGCGUUUCAACAUGAUGAUCAAGAAUUGCCUGCAUCAUGGAAUUGAACUUUGGGAGUUGAUGAAUGCCUUUCACGAAGGGCUAAGUGCCAAAGAUGCUCGUGAUUUAAUGUCCAUCACAAAUGGGACUUUCGGUACAAAUUACGAGAAUGAUGAUUGGGAGUUCUUGGAGAAAAUGGCAAUUACAUCAAAGAGGAAUGCUCAAGCAUCAAGGAGAGCACGACCGGCCGUCACCCGAACACAAGUGCAUGCGGUUGACGAUGGUUAUGUUCAAACCUCUAAUCAAAUUUAUGAUGUUUGUGCUAUUUGCAAUGAAAUAGGUCAUGUGGCUGAGAAUUGUCAAGGAGUAGUGGAUGGGCAAUAUGAGGAAGUUCAUGCAGUACAAGGUCAAGGAGGGGGUGGUAGGAACUACAACAUGAAUUCUAACACAUACCACCCCGGGUUACGAAAUCAUCCUAAUUUCUGCUAUGGGAAUGCGGCGAACCAAGCUAACCCAAACUUUCAAGGAGCUCAAGGGCAAUUUCAACAAACGGGUCAAAGUGGUUCGGGUCAAAAUUCAUCAAGUGGGAAUGAAGUCAUGGAUAUGCUUCGGGCGAUGCAACAAGAUAUGCAAAAGCGGAAUCAACUUGAUGAAGUUCGGAUGCAAAAGGAUGAGGUACAUGAUAAGAGCAUUCAAUCACUAACAACCCAAAUGGGUCAAUUGGCUACCGACGUGGCGGAGUUGAAGAAAAACAAAGGUCAACUUCCUAGCGACACUAAGGGGGUAGUUGAGGAUGUCACGGGUAAUGAAAGUGACGAUGAUGUUUCACCGGUUACACCUAAAGAAUCAAAUGUUAACAAACCAGGGUUGGGUGAAAAUGAAAAGAGUGAAAAUGAUAAAGGUGGACCGAGUCAAGUCUCGUUUCCAUCGGCUUUACUUGACCCGGGUAGGAAGAAUUUUAUUGCACCAAGAGGUCCCCAAAAAGACGAAUUGUGGGACAUGUUUAAACAAGUAAAAAAUCAAGUAUUACUUGACCCGGCUUUACUUGAUGCAAUAAAACAAGUACCCGCUUAUGCUAAAUUUCUUAAAGAAUUAUAUUUAGUCGAUGGAUGCAACCCACACGAGUACGAAGAGGAUGGCAUAGAUAUUUGUUUGUGUUAUUUUUUUGAACAGGUAAUCGAUAAUUGUAACCGACUUGCAUAUAAUCCGGGUAUGAUAAAACCAAUUGCACAAAACCCUUUGAUCGCACGAGCUGAAACUUGGACCGAAUAA